AUGAAUCACCUGGGACAUUUUUACUUGUGUGUUUCCGUUCCUUUAGACAUUAUCGAUAACCAAGAUGAUGUUCGUGGAAAGUAUUCAAAUUGUCUAAGAAAUAUGACAAAUUACAGAGCGACAAAGACCUUGCUUUGGGAAGAACAAACAAGAGAAAAAGAUUUCGAUUGGGAAAAUAGAUGCUACGAAUCAUACAACGAAUCUGUAAUUUGA
This is a messenger RNA of Funneliformis caledonium, 213 nucleotides long. NCBI's taxonomy places the organism in Eukaryota, Fungi, Glomeromycota, Glomeromycetes, Glomerales, Glomeraceae. The record is from the annotation of a GenBank genome assembly.